AUGAAAUUCUUAAUUGUUUUCGCUUUGGCCUUGGCCACAGCCUCGGCUUUCCCUGGUGCCUCCAUUGAACCCCGUGAUAUCUUCGUUGAUACCGAGGGUCGUAUUACCAAUGGUCAUGAAGCCUCUGUUGGUCAAUUCCCCUAUCAAGUUGGUCUAUCCUUGAAAGUAAGUUCCACUGCCUCAUCCUGGUGUGGUGGUUCUUUGAUUGGUCACCAUUGGGUUUUGACUGCUGCUCACUGUACUGAUGGUAUCUCCUCCGUUACUGUCUACUUGGGUGCCACCGAACGUACCUCUGCCGAAGUCACCCACACCGUUACCAAGUCGGACAUUAUCAUCCAUCCCCAUUGGAAUAGCCGUAGCUUGAAGAAUGACAUCUCCUUGAUCAAGAUCCCCUCAGUCUCGUACACCAGCAGAAUUAAGGCCGUUGAAUUGCCCAAAAUUGCCAACUCUUACUCCAAAUAUGAGGGUGAUACUGUUGUUGCUUCCGGUUGGGGCCGUAUCUCGGACUCUUCCUCCAGUGUUACCAACCAUUUGAGAUAUGCCGAUAUGAAAGUUAUCAGCAACACUGAAUGCAAGAAGACCUUCGGUAACACCAUCACAGAAUCGAACAUUUGCGUUUCCACCUCUGGUGGCAUUUCCACCUGCAACGGUGACUCUGGCGGUCCAUUGGUCUUGAAAUCCAGCAAGGUUCAAAUUGGUUUGACUUCAUUCGGUUCCGCCAAUGGCUGUGAAAAGAGUCACCCAGCUGCUUUCACUCGUGUCACCAGCUAUUUGGAAUGGAUCAAGGAACACACUGGCAUCAACUAA
Molecule: messenger RNA, 807 nt
Organism: Musca vetustissima
Lineage: Eukaryota; Metazoa; Arthropoda; Insecta; Diptera; Muscidae
Product: serine protease 1-like
Exons: 2
Coding region: 1-807 (268 amino acids)
Biological process (GO): proteolysis
Molecular function (GO): serine-type endopeptidase activity
Source: RefSeq, a predicted model, not a curated record